Messenger RNA from Ceratosolen solmsi marchali, 594 nucleotides. Its product is annotated as serine protease snake-like. Gene Ontology annotation, molecular function: serine-type endopeptidase activity. The transcript is spliced from 3 exons. The record is from RefSeq and is a predicted model, not a curated record. Bases 82 to 594 code for a protein of 170 amino acids. Gene Ontology annotation, biological process: proteolysis. Lineage: Eukaryota; Metazoa; Arthropoda; Insecta; Hymenoptera; Agaonidae.
CUACUUAUUAAUUGAUUAAUGACACAGUAUUUGUUUUUAAAGGCGAUGCGCUUUCUGAAGGUAGCCCAUGUAUGAUGGAGGAUGGAGGUACAGGGAGAUGCGUUGAAUUACCGAAGUGUCCCAUUAGAAUCAUGGAGGUACAACAAAGCAAACGCUUUUCUACAUCCACGGGACGUUGUACUUUCAAAAAUUUCAUUGAAAUUGUUUGUUGUCCAGAAAAUAUUAAGUCUUUCACUAAAAGACCUGCUGAAAAAGGUAAAACUAGGUACUGUUCAUUUGAAUGAUAAUGCACAAUAUGUGCAACAUAUCGCAAUUGAUAAAAUAAUUUCUCAUCCUAAAUAUAAAAGAAGUAUGAACUAUUACGAUAUUGCAAUUCUAAAGUUAAAGAGGCCUAUAAAUAUUUCGAAAAAUAUUAUGCCAAUCUGUCUUCAAACUAAGCCAAUUCCAAAUCUACAACAAUUAGUGAAUAUGUCUUUAAUUGUUACUGGCUGGGGUGCAACAAGCUUUGAAGAUGAGGGAUCUGAAAUAUUAAAAAAGACUCCUAGUUUACAGAUUGAAGUAAUUUCCAAGACCGUUGGCACUCGGAAUUUUUAA